CAUAUUCUGUAACCGAAGUGGUUUCUCCAUGUGGUUGCCAGUUGCAGCGAGGACAUUCAGCCGAGUGCAGCUUCAGCCUAAUUAAAUGAUAAUUAUUAAUUUUGUGCAUUGCUCGCGACAGUGAGAAUUACUUGAAUGAAACAAAAUGCCAGAAAUUCGUGCCUGCUAAAAUUUCGUUGCUUACCUUCAAUACUAAAAAAUGUUUGUUCAUUUCACUCAUCGAGAUUUCAGUGCACCAAGGAGUGAUUUAUAAGUGUUUUUUGUCUUGCAGGAAAAUAACUAAACCUUUGUUUAGUACAGUUUUACGUAGAGUCACUACAAUGAUAAAAUGUCUCAUUCCCUCUACAUAAAAAAUGAUUCGAAAAAAAUUGAUUUUAUAUUUAAUAAUUAUCUGUUUAUUGAUAAUGAAUACUGGAAGUCAGGCAGAUUUCUCAGAUUCAAGUUUUCAAGAGAUCGUUUACCCAACUGUCAUAUCUCGAGAGGAGGUUCGAAGAAGAAGAUCAGUUCCUGACAUUGAUGAUUCGGAUUCGAUAUACAUAUCAAUAAGUAAUUGGACUUUAAAAACAAAAGUAAACAAGGGAUUAAUUAUUCCACCAGAAUUUGCAAUUGAGUUGAUUCAUUCUAAUAAAUUGGAAAGUCAGAAAUCAAAAUUAUCAAUAAAUUGUGAACCGAGAUCUGGAAGUGUAGAAGGUACAAUAAAUUCUCUAGUGGUUUUGACUAUUUGUGAGGGAGAAUUUUAUGGACUAAUGCUCGCUGAGAAUCGAAACCUUUUUAUUAAACCCCUUAUGGCAGGAAAACAUCUUCUGUAUGAAGAUCAAAAUCUUGGGUGGAAGACAAUAAAGGAGGAUAAUGAUUUCGUGAACCUGUUUCGAACUUCAUCCAGUGAUGAAGAUAAUAACUUUAAUAAGAGGCGAUUAAAGAGGGCUACCCAAACAGAGCAAAGUGUUUACAAUUUGACUGGAGACACCUUCGAUAUAGAAAGUGAGAAUAAAGAUACGGUUACAAAAAUUGAUGAUCAAGAAAAUUUGGAAAUAGAAGAAGAUAAAAAACAAACAGAAGAAGACGAUUCUGAAGAUGUUGGAUAUUUCUUUGAUAAAACUUGGGAAUGGGACAAACUUCCAAAAAGGAAAACUGUUCACAAAAUUUCUCCACCUCGGUGGAUAGAACUUGGAAUCGCUGCAGAUUAUUCAGUGGUUGGUUUUCACGGUACUCGUAUCCAACAUUAUAUUCUUUCCCUUCUAAACAUUGUCAGUGCCAUUUACAGUGACCCCUCUCUGGAUUCUAACACCAAGAUUGUGAUUGUGAGAAUGAUGUUAUAUACCAAUAAGGAUGACAAUAUGCAGAUUCGUCAUGGAAAUGCUCGGAAAUCAUUGGAGAAUGUUAACAAAUGGCAUCAAAAAUUAUUGUCCUCUUCUGAAGAAAUGGAUGAUGUGGCUGUAUGGUUGACAAGAUUAGACAUUGGAGGUCCUUCAGGAUAUGCCCCUGUUUCCGGUGCUUGCGAUCCUGCAAGAUCCUGUGCCUUAAAUCGGGAUGAGGGAUUAACAAGUGCCUUUAUCAUAGCUCAUGAAGUUGCUCAUAUUCUCGGACUAACACAUGAUGGUGACAUGGGUUCUGGAAAUUCUUGUGGGGAGGAAGCCUCUCAUGGCAGUGUAAUGGCACCCAUGGUCGCUGCCACAUUUCAUCGAUUUCACUGGUCGGCAUGCUCAAGAAAAGAAUUUCAUCGCAGAGCUAAACAAUGGUCUUGUCUCUUAAAUAAGCCAGAGGAGGAAAAUGCAACGCACCUUAAAGAAGUUAGUCAGACAGCGUUCACAAUGGACGAACAAUGCAGAAUGGAAUUUGGUGAAGGGUAUCAGUUGUGUAGAAGUUUUGAUCUAUUAGAGCCAUGCUCUCACCUUUGGUGUGGUAAACUUAAUGUAUCUAAAAUUUGUAAAACUAAAAAAGGUCCACCUUUGGAAGGCACAGAAUGUGGUGAAAAUAAGUGGUGUAUCAAUGGAUUCUGUGAUUUCGUAGACAGAAAAAAAUUUGACCUGGGUCCAAUAAUAUACAAUGAUAGAAAUGGAUCUUGGGGCAAUUGGAGUGAUUGGGGAAAAUGCUCGACAUCCUGUGGCAUAGGAGUUCAAUUUAGAAAAAGAAAAUGCAACGAACCACUACCAAUAUAUGGAGGGAGUCAUUGCAAAGGUGAAUAUGAAGAAUUCAGAGUUUGUGAACAGGAACAAUGUCUCGUAACAGUGGAUUUAAGAUUGCAGCAGUGUUAUCGACUUCCGAGUUUAAUACGUUUUGAGGAAAAAUUAUUUGAUUUCGAUACCACGUGGCUCCCGUAUGAACCUGAUGAAGAAGACUUGAAAUGUCAGUUGAUUUGUAGAAGUAAAGAAACUGCUAGCAUUUAUUAUAGCAAAUUAAAUCUUAUUGAUGGGACACCUUGUUCCUAUGGUAGCAGUAAUAUUUGUGUUCAGGGUAAAUGUUAUCCCAUGGGCUGUGAUAAAGUCUUGAACUCUGAAAAAAUAGAAGAUUCUUGUGGAGUUUGUGGUGGAGACAAUUCAACUUGUCAAAACAUUACUAAUAAAUUUCAGCGAAAGUUGCGAAGAAUCGUGACACGAUUAGCUGUAAUACCAUUUUUGGCAUACAACAUCAGAGUGGAUGUGACUAUUGCUAAAGAAUUAUUAUCUUACAAUGGCGAUUUAAAUAUUGUAAUAAGAGAUGGACGGAGGCACAAAAACGAAAUAAGUGAUUUUGAUUUCCGAGACAGAAAUCAAGUUUUAGUUGUCGAAGGGGCUGCUUUUCGACCUCAAAAAAUCAAUGAAACCUAUACAAUGUGGGCUAGAGGCCCAGUAUUUUCAGAAAUUGUAGUAACUCUAGUUGUGCCAGAUUUUGCUAUAAAGAAAGGAUUAUUUAUUUCUGCAUUUUCUCGAUAUGUUAUUAAUCGAACUUAUCAAAGAAAGAAAAGUAAAUACGUUUGGUUAUCGGGUGGUUGGGGGCCAUGUUCAACUACGUGUGGAAUUGGAAGUCGACAUAAGACCUUAGCUUGUAAAGAUGAAGAAUCAGGAAAAAUUGUUCAUAGAAGAAAGUGCCCUAUCAGUUCCAAACCUGCUCCUGAAAUCGAAAAAUGCAACCCUUUCAGCUGCGACUUCAAGUGGCUGACGGGUCCUUGGGAAGGCUGCACUAGAACAUGCGGAAAUAAUGGGCUUCAGCGACGCCAAUUAUAUUGUGUGUAUUCGUCUUUUCUCGGAAGUCAGGUGACGAAAGACAAUGAGCUUAACGUUUACAAUGUCAUGCUUUCUCCUGACAAAUGUAAAAUGUACGAAGAACCGUCUUCAGAACGGGAAUGUAAUAGAAUACCCUGUCAAGGACAAUGGGUUUAUUCUGAUUGGUCUCCCUGUUCACAAAGUUGCGGAAUUGGUAUUCAAUCUCAAGUAGCACGUUGUGUUCCUUUAGCAGGCGAAUCACUUUCAUCUUGCAACGGAACAUUUUUACCAGACAAAAUGCGUUUAUGCAGAGGAUCAGGAAAAAGGAAUCCAAAUUGUGCCCAUUACUGUCAAAAAGAUAAGAGCCAAAAUUGCGGUCUUAGAAAUCUUAGAAGAUAUUGCCAAAUUCCUGAAUUCCGAAGGAAGUGUUGUCGCUCUUGCCAAGAAAGUAAUAAUUGAAUUUUGUACCAAAUUUUUUAUUAAAAUAGAAUAAAACAACAAAAGCAUAUCUAGGUUUUAUAUCAAUCGGCAAUGAACACUUUAAAAACUUUUUAAUUAUGAAAAAAUUUCACUUUAUUUGUUUUCAACUUAAUUUCAAUAACUUUCAAUUUAAUAUAAAAUUAAAAUUGAAGAACGUCAAAUCAUGAUAACCUGAACGCUAUUUUUUAUAUAACUGUUUUUAUUGGUUCGAGAAUUGUC
Molecule: messenger RNA, 3881 nt
Organism: Belonocnema kinseyi
Lineage: Eukaryota; Metazoa; Arthropoda; Insecta; Hymenoptera; Cynipidae
Product: A disintegrin and metalloproteinase with thrombospondin motifs 3-like
Exons: 16
Coding region: 354-3641 (1095 amino acids)
Biological process (GO): extracellular matrix organization; proteolysis
Cellular component (GO): extracellular matrix
Molecular function (GO): metalloendopeptidase activity
Source: RefSeq, a predicted model, not a curated record